AUGUCGAGGAGCGGCGGCGCGGAGGGCGGAAGGUCCGGCAGGUCCCUGCCGUCCCGUGCGGCCAGCCUGGGCUCCCCGCUGCCGCCGCCCCCGCUACCCCUGCAGCCCCCCUUCGGGCCCGCCGUGCAUCCCGGGGCGCGCAGUCCCGACCCCAGCGGACCGGCCGAGCUCAAGCCGGUCCGGCGGUUCAUCCCGGACUCGUGGAAGAACUUUUUCAAGGGGAGACGUAACCACGGCUCUAGCUGGGACAGCACGGCCUCCGACAUCAGGUACGUCUCGGAGGGAAUCGAAUGCUCACCGCCGGCCUCCCCUGGCCCUUUGCGGCCGCAGCCCCACUCGGUGCCCGGCUCAUACCGGGAUCCGUACGGCGGCUCUGGCGGGAGCUACAACUCGCGGAAGGAGGCAGAGGCCAUGCUGGCCGAGGAGCCCUUGGGCUCGCUGGAGCGCAGCGCUGCCACCGGCCGGACGUACAGCGAGCGAGCGGAGGACUACCACCGCCGGUACGGCUACAUGAAGUCCUGGGCCGGGCUGCUGCGGCUGCUUGGCGCGGCCGAGCUGUUGCUGGGCGCCGCUGUCUUUGCCUGCGUCACGGCCUACGUGCACAAGGACAAUGAGUGGUACAACAUGUUCGGAUACGCGCAGCCCUACAGCUACGGGGCUGGAAGUGCCUACGGAGGGUACUCCUACAGCGGGCCCAAAACGCCCUUCGUGCUGGUGGCAGCGGGAACGGCGUGGGUGGUCACCAUCGUCCUGCUGGCGCUGGGCAUGUCCAUGUACUAUCGGACUAUCCUCCUUGACUCCAACUGGUGGCCCCUCACCGAGUUUGGAAUCAACCUGGCUAUGUUCCUGCUAUACAUGUCGGCUGCCAUCGUGUACGUCAACGAUACCAACCGAGGCGGGCUUUGCUACUACCAGUUGUUUAAGACGCCAAUAAACGCGGCAUUUUGCCGUGUGGAAGGAGGUCAGACAGCAGCCAUCAUCUUCUUGUUCGUCACGGUGAUCGUCUAUCUGAUCAGCGCGGUGGUUUGUCUAAAGUUGUGGAGGCAUGAGGAAGCCAGGAAGCACAGGGCAUUGAUGGAACAGGAGAUGAAAACACAGACCUCUUUUCCAGAAAAGAAGUAUGAUGUUGAUGAUGGACCCAGAGAAGAGGUGACUUACAGACAGCUUAAGUCAGUGGAGAGAAAACCAGAGCUACUUAAUGGUCAUAUACCUGCAGGCCACAUUCCUAAACCCAUUGUAAUGCCAGACUACUUAGCGAAAUACCCAGCGAUUCAAACGAAUGAAAUGCGAGACCGCUACAAAGCAGUAUUCAACGAUCAGUUUGCUGAGUAUAAGGAACUGUCUGUGGAAGUUCAUGCUGUGCUAAAGAAGUUUGAUGAGCUGGAUGCAUUGCUGAGACAGCUCCCUCACCACCCUGAAAGUCUGUAUGAACAGGAGAGGAUAUCAAAAGUUCUGCUGGAGUACAAGAAGAAGAAAAAUGAUCCUGCAUUUCUGGAGAAAAAGGAGCGUUGUGAAUACCUGAAGAAUAAGCUCUCUCACAUAAAACAACGAAUUCAGGACUAUGAUAAAGUUAUGAACUGGAACAUGGAAUCUUAGCUGUGCCUUCACCUUGUGGAUGCUGUUUUCUAUUUUUGGAUCAAUUUGGAUGUUUUAAACUAUUUAUUUGCUCUCAGAACAGAAGGCAUAUGGGGAUUGCUCAAUCACUUCAUCACUUAGGUGUUGUACAUUAUUGGUAGGUUUUAUAUGCAGAUCCAGUGUAAAUCAAUAUAAUGAAGUUACCAGUGAAAUUUAGGAAACAUUUGUUAACAUGCUGCUUUUAUUAGGCACUACACAGCCUGGUCUCUUAAAUACUUUGUUUAAAAAUACCAUAUUUGCUAACUUGCCAAGUCCCCCAAAGAAAGCAGUUCUAAAUACCACAUCAAAUGCCUGCACAGAAAUGCUUUAAAC
Messenger RNA from Dryobates pubescens (Downy woodpecker), 1947 nucleotides. It is a transcript of the gene MARVELD2, whose product is annotated as MARVEL domain containing 2. The transcript is spliced from 6 exons. Gene Ontology annotation, cellular component: bicellular tight junction; apical plasma membrane; cytoplasmic vesicle. NCBI's taxonomy places the organism in Eukaryota, Metazoa, Chordata, Aves, Piciformes, Picidae. Gene Ontology annotation, biological process: bicellular tight junction assembly. The coding region runs from base 1 to 1596 and encodes 531 amino acids. The record is from RefSeq and is a predicted model, not a curated record.